CUUACAUCACAAACUAACACACAUUAAAUGAAAUGCAAGCAACUGAGACAAAAGUUCACGCCACUGCUUCAAACCUCAGCAUCUGGGGUCGUCUGUUGGAUGCCUGAAUUUCUUUUGGAUGUGAGGACUAACCCUGAAUGAAUCAUGUCAGACAGCAUAAUGGAAGAAAUCUUCAUUAAACGCUCUCAGCAGAAGAAGAAAACCUCGCCUUUGAAUUACAAGGAGCGAUGGUUUGUUCUCACCCAGGAAAAAAUAGCCUACUAUGAUUUUGAUCCUGAGAAAGGGAAGCGAAAAGGUCUGAGAGGAUCAGUCGACCUUGACAAGAUCAAGUGUGUGGAGACGGUUCAGCCAGAGCCCAACGCCCCACAGGAGCGCAUGUACGCAUUCCAGAUCAUUUAUGAUGAGGGGCCGCUGUACAUCUUUGCAAAGUCUGAGGAUGUCCGGGCGCAGUGGAUAAAGAAGCUGAAAGAAAUGGUGCGCUUCAACAAGGACCUCCUGCAGAAGUAUCAUCCUUGUUCAUGGAUGGAUGGGGUGUGGCUGUGCUGCCAUCAGGAAGUUAAACAAGCCAUGGGCUGCAAGGUGCUGGACAACAAAAAUGGAUUUACAUCAAAGCAGUCACGACGAAGAGGCUCCAGGAAACCUCUUCCUCCUACCCCAACAGAGGAGAAACCUGCUCGGCCGUUACCCCCAGAGCCUCCGGAACCUUCUGGCCCCUCUGUGGGCAUGACAGUCAUAGCAGAGUACAGCUACACACCCAUGACACCCCAGGAUCUGGAGCUGAGGAAGGAUGAGGAAUACACCAUCCUGGAGAUGUCUGAUCCCAACUGGUGGAGAGCCAAAGACAAAUAUGGAAAGGAGGGAUAUAUACCAAGUAAUUACGUUGUGGAAGCACAAAGUGGACUAGAAAAAUUCGACUGGUAUUGUAAGAAUAUGAACCGUAGCCAGGCAGAAAAGCUGUUAAAAACUGAGAAUAAAGAUGGAGGCUUCUUGGUUCGGGACUCCAGCAAGGCUGGGAAAUACACGGUGUCUUUGUUCAGUAAGGUUGGUGGGGAAACUGCUGGAAGCUGCAGACAUUAUAACAUCUGCACCACCUCACAGAACCAGUUUUACCUGGCAGAGAAGCAUAAUUUCAGCAGCAUCCCAGAGCUCAUCAACUACCACCAGCACAACGCUGCAGGUAUGGUUAGCAGGCUGAAAUACAUUGUGACCAACAGAGCACGGCCUCCAUCAACAGCAGGGCUUGGCUAUGGUGUUUGGGAGAUUGACCCUCGCUACCUCACCUUCAUCAAGGAGCUGGGCACUGGUCAGUUUGGCGUGGUCAAGUAUGGGAAGUGGCAGGGCCAGCAUGACGUCGCCAUCAAGAUGAUCAAGGAGGGCUCUAUGUCUGAAGAUGAUUUCAUUGAAGAAGCAAAGAUCAUGAUGAAGCUUCGUCAUGAGAACUUGGUCCAGCUUUAUGGCGUGUGCACCAAACAAAGACCCAUUUACAUUGUGACUGAGUUCCUCUCCAAUGGUUGCCUGCUGACGUACCUCAGGGAGGGCCUGAAGCAGCACCCGACAGUCGUGCAGCUCCUGGAGAUGUGUAAGGAUGUCUCUGAGGGCAUGGCGUACCUCGAGUCCAAGCAGUACAUCCACAGAGACCUGGCUGCCAGGAACUGUUUAGUUGACGGCAAUGGCACCGUGAAAGUGACUGACUUUGGCCUUUCCAGGGGUCGGGGGGCUGGAGACUAUCCCAACUGUCAUAGGGCAAGAGGCAGUUUACACCCUGGACUUGUCACCAGUCAAUCACAGAGCUGACAUAUAGAGAAAAACAACCAGUCAUGCUCACACUCACGCUGACGGGCAAUUUAGAGUUCCCAGUUAACCUAAUGAGCAUGUCUUUGGUGGUGGGAGAAAGCCAGGGUACCCCGAGAGGACCCACACAUGCCCAGGGAGAACAUGCAAACUCUGCACAGAAAGGCUCUGGUGGGAAGUGAACCAGGAUCGUUCUUAUACUAAUCCCUGCACUGCCAUGCAGCCCUCAAUUCAAUUCAUUUGUCAAAUGCAUUAAAAAGCACAGUCAAUGCAAUUUGACUGUAACAAAUUACUUUCACUGAGUAAAUGUAUUUGCAAAAAUAAUCUAAUUGCAAUCUUUUUACCCAAUAUUGUGUUUUAAUUUGCGGUUAUUAUUAGGUUCCUCAUCUUAUGUAUUUUUCAACAAAUUCAACCAAUAAAUUUAUAUAUUUCUAUAUCAUUACCUACAAGCAGUCAAGAACACUCAUCAUGCAUUAAACCAUUUUAUUACAAAAUGGAUAUGUAGUUUUACUUGGCGGAGAAGGCUCUGAUCAAGAGAUGCUCUCUGGGUUAGUCAAGCAGCAUGCUUUGGCUUCCCAGGAAAGGGACUGCAUAGCUAGAAACUCCCAUAGGGAUAGAUACAUUCAUGAUAAUGUUUACUGAAAACAAUGAAAUUAUUUCAGAAGUAGCUAAUUAAUCCAUAGUAGCAUGAAUCUGAAUAUGAGGGUGCAACAAACUUUAUGCUAUAAAGGAGGUGGCCGGGGUGGAGGAGGUGA
Molecule: messenger RNA, 2546 nt
Organism: Cheilinus undulatus (humphead wrasse)
Lineage: Eukaryota; Metazoa; Chordata; Actinopteri; Labriformes; Labridae
Gene: btk
Product: Bruton agammaglobulinemia tyrosine kinase
Exons: 16
Coding region: 145-1794 (549 amino acids)
Biological process (GO): peptidyl-tyrosine autophosphorylation; B cell receptor signaling pathway; T cell receptor signaling pathway
Molecular function (GO): protein binding; ATP binding; non-membrane spanning protein tyrosine kinase activity
Source: RefSeq, a predicted model, not a curated record